Messenger RNA from Drosophila takahashii, 612 nucleotides. It is a transcript of the gene Nf-YB, whose product is annotated as nuclear factor Y-box B. Gene Ontology annotation, biological process: regulation of transcription by RNA polymerase II. The record is from RefSeq and is a predicted model, not a curated record. Lineage: Eukaryota; Metazoa; Arthropoda; Insecta; Diptera; Drosophilidae. Gene Ontology annotation, cellular component: CCAAT-binding factor complex. Gene Ontology annotation, molecular function: protein heterodimerization activity; RNA polymerase II cis-regulatory region sequence-specific DNA binding; DNA-binding transcription activator activity, RNA polymerase II-specific.
GUAGCAACAACACUGAUUUCUGGUUAAAGUAAACAAAGCGAAUAAUCUAAGGAAAUCGAGGUAAAUCCUGAGUUAUGAGCAAUAGUGAGGACUCGCAGCAGUAUCUAAACGACAUGCUGGUGAAGGAGGAGGACGAGGCGUCCGGAGACGAAUCGGACAAACAGGAUGGAGGGAUUAUGCUGCGCGAACAGGACCGCUUCCUGCCCAUUUGCAACAUCAUCAAGAUCAUGAAGGUGCCGGUGCCGCAGAACGGCAAGAUAGCCAAGGACGCACGCGAGUGCAUCCAGGAGUGCGUUUCCGAGUUCAUAUCCUUCAUCAGCAGCGAGGCCAUCGAAAGGAGCGUGGCGGAGAACCGGAAAACAGUCAACGGCGACGACCUGCUGGUGGCCUUCAGCAAUCUGGGAUUCGACAACUACGUGGAGCCACUGUCCAUUUACCUGCAAAAGUACCGAGAGUCCAACAAAUCGGAUCGCAAUCUCUUCCUGGACGCCAGUUAUCCGCAUAACGAAGAUGGAUCCUCCACGAACGAGGCGGGAAAGCAGUAGCCCAUGGUUGGCCUACCCUGGUAGUUAAGGUUCUGUAGACAGUUCUGGCAGCAAAGAUAAAUUCUUA